CCUUUGUCACGCAAAUCUCCCUGUCUACUACUACACUCUACUCCCAGGCAGCAGCUGAGGAAGGUGUGGUCAUGACUAAGAUCUCGUAUUGAACCGUGCCUUUCUGUGUGUCUUCUCCUAGCUUUUCUUCUCCGGUUUCCACGACUCUCGACCUCACUCUCAUAUUCCCAUCAUCCUUCACAACCUCUCCCGUCGAGAUUGCGCUCUACGCAGCGCGUCUCAAUCAUCCACCGGCAGUCAUGGACCGCAAACAACUGCCAGGACAAGAACUGGGCGUCAUUAGUUCACCGCAACCAGCCCAAGAUGUGCCCAUCGACAAUGGCCCGUUCGACAAAUCCUCGGCAACAGCAGACCCAGAAUCACCAGUCAAACACCGGAGCAGACUUCGAAUUACCAUGAUUCUCAUCGCCUUGUAUCUCUGUCUGUUCGUCGCCGCACUAGAUGCCACGAUCGUUGCCACGGCACUACCGAAAAUAACUGCUGAUCUUCAUUCCGCUGCUGGCUAUAUCUGGAUCGGAGGCUCCUACCUCAUCGCCAAUGCUGCCGCCGCACCGAUCUGGGUCAAGUUCUCCGACAUUUGGGGUCGAAAACCAAUCUUCCUUGCGGCUAUUGUCUUGUUCUUCGUCAGCUCCAUUAUUUGUGCCGCGGCCGUCGAUAUGCAAAUGCUCAUUGUUGGCCGCAGUUUCCAAGGUGCAGCAGCAGGAGGCUUGAUCUGUCUGGUCAAUGUCGGCAUCUCAGACCUCUUCAGUGUUCGCGAACGGAGCUUGUGGCUCGGUCUCUGCGAGGGGGUCUGGGCUCUGAGUGGAGCAGUCGGACCUUUGCUGGGAGGCGCCUUUGCCCAGGCCGCUACCUGGCGAUGGUGCUUCUGGUGUAACCUUCCCAUCUCUGGCACCUCCUUCCUACUCAUUGUCCUUUUCCUGGACGUCCACAAUCCUAAAACACCUGCCAUGGAUGGCAUCAAAGCCAUCGACUGGUUUGGCUGCAUUUCAAUACUGGGAGUUACCGUCAUGCUGCUGCUCGGUCUCGACCUUGGUGGUGCUGUCUAUCCUUGGGGAUCCGCGAAAGUCGUCUGUCUCAUCGUGUUUGGUUCUGUGCUGCUCUUCGUGUUCAUCUACAGUGAGAAGAAACUGGCCAAGUAUCCAGUCAUACCGUUGUCGUUGUUCGGUACGAGAAACGUUGCCACGCUUAUGGUCACCUUUUUUCACGGAAUGGUUUUUAUGGCUGGCGAAUACUACCUGCCCCUCUACUUCCAAAGCGUCAAAGAAGCCGCCCCGUUGAAGUCCGGCUAUCUCCUCGCGCCAUUGAUUGUAGCGACCGCCGGGACAGGUGUGCUGAACGGAGUCUUCAUCCACCGUACAGGAAAGUAUAGAGGGUCACUGUGGCUUGGGUCAAUCUGCUUGACAUUAGGCACUGGUCUCUAUAUCAUGCUGGACGCCAAAUCAUCCAUUGGGAUGAUCUUGGGCUUUGAAAUUAUUGCAGGAAUAGGCUCAGGGCUCAUGUUCGAGCCGCCCCUUAUUGCAAUUCAACAAGGUGUCGAACAAGACGACGUCGGGACAGCUACUUCGACUCAGAGCUUCAUUCGAGCCUUGGCUCUGUCAUUGAGCGUCAUCGUUGGUGGCAUUGUCUUCCAGCAGAGCAUGGACCUUCAAAGAACCAACUUGGCCAAGGCUGGCUUGCCAGCAUCUGUGCUGGAAGAACUUUCCGGGAAGAAUGCCGGCGCAAACGUUGAUGUUGGCCGCACUCUUUCGCACGCACAGGACCUCGCCGUCAAAGACGCAUUUGCGUGGAGUAUUCGGAACAUGUGGAUCAUGAUGACAGCCCUUGGAGCUCUUGGGAUCAUAGCCAGCCUCUUCGUCAAAAAGAAGCAACUCUCCAAAGAACAUCGCGAGACCAUCACGGGCUUGAGGAAGGAGUCGAUUGAACCAUCAUCCAUGGCUUAAGGGUGCAUACACUGCUGCUGAGUAUGCAACUAGUCUGACUCGCAUUUUAACAUGCGUUUCAUCCGGUCAACGGUUCGAGACUACGACGGCGACAGUCAAGACCUCACUUUCAACAGCCACUUUGAGGAGUGCUCGACAACCACUGGAGCACCCAUCUUCAUCCAAUCACGGGGAUCAAGUCCCUCGGUGAUGCUUAAGCACCGUUAACAACAGCACUCCAUCAUUCGACAAGCCAUACGUUCUUGAUAUG
This is a messenger RNA of Exophiala viscosa, 2190 nucleotides long. RefSeq names its product DNA repair protein RAD50. The record is from RefSeq and is a predicted model, not a curated record. Lineage: Eukaryota; Fungi; Ascomycota; Eurotiomycetes; Chaetothyriales; Herpotrichiellaceae. Bases 240 to 1940 code for a protein of 566 amino acids. Gene Ontology annotation, molecular function: transmembrane transporter activity. The transcript is spliced from 2 exons. Gene Ontology annotation, cellular component: plasma membrane. Gene Ontology annotation, biological process: transmembrane transport.